Neomonachus schauinslandi (Hawaiian monk seal) is the source of this 3064-nucleotide messenger RNA. It is a transcript of the gene AP2A2, whose product is annotated as adaptor related protein complex 2 subunit alpha 2. The record is from RefSeq and is a predicted model, not a curated record. Gene Ontology annotation, cellular component: membrane coat; AP-2 adaptor complex. Bases 142 to 2952 code for a protein of 936 amino acids. Lineage: Eukaryota; Metazoa; Chordata; Mammalia; Carnivora; Phocidae. The transcript has 22 exons. Gene Ontology annotation, biological process: clathrin-dependent endocytosis; intracellular protein transport. Gene Ontology annotation, molecular function: clathrin-cargo adaptor activity.
GCGGCCCUGAGAGCGGCGCUCUGAGUCUGAGGCGGCUCCGGCUGAGGCGGUAGCGACCCGCUUCCCGCUCCCCGCUCCCCGCUCCCCGCUCCCCGCUCCUCCUCCGGGCCGGCCAGCCCAGCCGCUCUCUGGGGCACGAAGAUGCCAGCUGUGUCGAAGGGGGACGGGAUGCGGGGUCUGGCGGUCUUCAUCUCCGACAUCCGCAACUGCAAAAGUAAAGAAGCAGAAAUAAAGAGAAUAAACAAAGAACUGGCAAACAUUAGAUCAAAAUUUAAAGGUGACAAGGCUCUUGAUGGCUAUAGUAAAAAAAAAUACGUCUGCAAGUUGCUCUUCAUCUUUCUCCUGGGUCAUGACAUUGACUUUGGGCACAUGGAGGCCGUGAACCUGCUGAGCUCCAACAGAUACACAGAGAAGCAGAUCGGCUACCUCUUCAUCUCUGUGCUGGUGAACUCCAACAGUGAGCUGAUCCGACUCAUCAACAACGCCAUCAAGAACGACCUGGCCAGUCGGAACCCCACCUUCAUGGGUCUUGCCCUGCAUUGCAUUGCAAAUGUGGGCAGCCGCGAGAUGGCCGAGGCCUUCGCCGGGGAGAUUCCAAAAAUCCUCGUAGCUGGAGACACCAUGGACAGUGUGAAGCAGAGCGCCGCCCUGUGUUUGCUGCGUUUGUACAGAACGUCUCCUGAUCUUGUCCCCAUGGGUGACUGGACGUCCCGAGUGGUGCACCUUCUCAACGACCAGCAUUUGGGUGUGGUGACCGCCGCCACCAGCCUCAUCACCACCUUGGCACAGAAGAACCCUGAGGAGUUCAAGACCUCCGUCUCUCUGGCUGUCUCCAGAUUAAGCAGGAUUGUGACGUCUGCGUCCACAGACCUUCAGGAUUAUACCUACUAUUUUGUCCCGGCUCCCUGGCUGUCUGUAAAACUUCUGAGGCUGCUACAGUGCUACCCACCCCCAGAAGACCCUGCAGUGCGAGGUCGCCUGACCGAGUGCCUGGAGACCAUUCUGAACAAAGCCCAGGAACCACCAAAGUCAAAAAAAGUGCAGCAUUCCAACGCCAAGAACGCCGUGCUCUUUGAGGCAAUCAGCCUGAUCAUUCACCACGAUAGUGAGCCAAACCUCCUCGUCCGCGCCUGUAACCAGCUGGGCCAGUUCCUGCAGCACCGGGAGACCAACCUGCGCUAUCUGGCCCUGGAGAGCAUGUGCACACUGGCCAGCUCCGAGUUCUCCCAUGAGGCGGUCAAGACGCACAUCGAGACAGUCAUCAACGCUCUGAAGACGGAGCGGGACGUGAGCGUGCGGCAGCGGGCCGUGGACCUCCUCUAUGCCAUGUGUGACCGCAGCAACGCCCAGCAGAUUGUGGCCGAGAUGCUGAGCUACCUGGAGACGGCUGACUACUCCAUCCGAGAAGAGAUUGUGCUGAAGGUCGCCAUCUUGGCGGAAAAGUAUGCUGUGGACUACACGUGGUACGUGGACACCAUCCUGAACCUGAUCCGGAUUGCCGGUGACUAUGUGAGCGAAGAGGUGUGGUACCGUGUCAUUCAGAUUGUCAUCAACCGGGACGACGUGCAGGGCUAUGCUGCCAAGACGGUGUUCGAGGCUCUUCAGGCCCCGGCGUGCCAUGAGAACCUGGUCAAAGUGGGUGGCUACAUCCUGGGGGAGUUUGGAAACUUGAUAGCCGGGGACCCGAGAUCCAGCCCCCUGAUCCAGUUCAACCUGUUGCACUCCAAGUUCCAUCUGUGCAGCGUCCCCACCAGGGCGCUGCUCUUGUCCACCUACAUCAAGUUUGUGAACCUCUUUCCGGAGGUGAAGACCACCAUUCAGGACGUGCUGCGCAGUGACAGCCAGCUGAAGAAUGCGGACGUGGAGCUGCAGCAGCGGGCCGUGGAGUACCUGAGGCUCAGCACGGUGGCCAGCACUGACAUCCUGGCAACUGUCCUGGAGGAGAUGCCGCCGUUUCCAGAGCGUGAGUCUUCCAUCCUGGCCAAGCUCAAGAAGAAGAAGGGCCCAAAUACAGUGACAGACCUGGAGGAGGCCAAGCGAGAGAGGAGCGCCGAUGUCAACGGGGGCCCUGAGCCUGCCCCGGCCAGCGCCGCGUCCACGCCUUCUCCAUCAGCAGACCUCUUGGGUCUGGGGGCUGCACCCCCUGCCCCCGUGGGCCCCCCACCCUCCUCCGGCGGGCUCCUCGUGGAUGUGUUCUCAGACUCACCCUCCGCGGUCGCACCACUGGCUCCCGGCUCCGAAGACAACUUUGCCAGGUUCGUCUGUAAAAAUAAUGGUGUGCUGUUUGAAAACCAGCUGCUUCAAAUUGGACUGAAGUCUGAAUUCCGGCAGAAUUUGGGUCGGAUGUUUAUAUUUUAUGGAAAUAAGACGUCCACGCAGUUCUUAAAUUUCACUCCAACACUGAUCUGUUCAGAUGACCUUCAGACGAAUCUGAGCUUGCAGACCAAGCCCGUGGACCCAACCGUGGACGGUGGUGCCCAGGUGCAACAGGUUGUGAACAUAGAGUGUGCGUCUGACUUCACGGAGGCGCCAGUUCUCAACAUCCAGUUCAGGUAUGGGGGAACCUUUCAGAAUGUGUCUGUUAAGCUGCCUAUCACACUCAACAAAUUUUUCCAGCCCACAGAAAUGGCUUCUCAGGAUUUCUUUCAGCGUUGGAAGCAGCUGAGCAGUCCCCAACAGGAAGUGCAGAACAUUUUCAAAGCAAAGCAUCCAAUGGACACAGAAAUCACCAAAGCCAAGAUCAUUGGGUUUGGUUCUGCGCUCCUUGAAGACGUUGAUCCUAAUCCUGCAAAUUUCGUGGGGGCUGGCAUCAUACACACCAAAACCACCCAGAUUGGAUGCUUACUGCGUUUGGAGCCAAAUCUACAAGCCCAGAUGUACCGACUCACGCUGCGCACAAGUAAAGAGACCGUCUCUCAGAGGUUGUGUGAAUUGCUGUCAGAACAGUUUUGAUCAACGAGGAUGGAGGAUCAGGCUCCUGUGUGUUGCAUUUUUCUUCAUCUCUGUCAUUUGUCUUCAUUGCCGUGCUGCAAAUAAACAGCCCUGUCUACAGGCGUCUCUCAGC